UUUUCUCCCCCGAAGUCAGGAAGAGGAAGGAAGCGACUGUAAACAGAAGCGAAACAGCAGCAGCUGCGCUCAAAACCCCCCAAAGACCCCCCGCGUAUCCAGUAGCCCAGCGAUCGAAGCCCCUGCAGAUCUGCGCCAUGGACGAUACUCUCUUCCAGUUGAAGUUCACAGCGAAGCAGCUGGAGAAGCUGGCCAAGAAGGCGGAGAAAGACUCCAAAUCGGAGCAGGCGAAGGUUAAGAAGGCCCUGCAGCAGAAGAACGUGGAGUGCGCGCGGGUGUACGCGGAGAACGCCAUCCGGAAGAAGAACGAGGGCGUGAACUGGCUCCGCAUGGCGUCCCGGGUGGACGCGGUGGCGUCCAAGGUGCAGACGGCGGUCACCAUGAAGGGGGUGACGAAGAACAUGGCGCAGGUGACCAAGGCGCUGGACAAGGCGCUGGGCUCCAUGGACCUGCAGAAGGUGUCGGCCGUCAUGGACAAGUUCGAGACGCAGGUGCAGAACCUGGACGUGCACACCUCGGUGAUGGAGGACUCCAUGAGCUCGGCCACCACGCUAACCACGCCGCAGGAGCAGGUGGACGACCUGGUGGCCCGCAUCGCCGAGGAGAGCGGCCUGGAGGUGAUGGACCAGCUGAGCCAGCUCCCCGCGGGCGCCGCCUCGGUCGGGGAGGGCGCGGCGGCGGCGGCGGCGCGCUCCCAGGAGAAGGAGGACCAGCUCUCCCGCCGGUUGGCCGCCCUCCGGAACUGAAGCUGCCGUCGAUCAGAGGCUACGGCGUCGGCUGUGACUGUAUCAGACUGAUACCAACCCACCCCACCCUGCAUCCCUC
Molecule: messenger RNA, 825 nt
Organism: Megalops cyprinoides (Indo-Pacific tarpon)
Lineage: Eukaryota; Metazoa; Chordata; Actinopteri; Elopiformes; Megalopidae
Gene: chmp1a
Product: charged multivesicular body protein 1A
Exons: 7
Coding region: 138-746 (202 amino acids)
Biological process (GO): protein transport; late endosome to vacuole transport; endosome transport via multivesicular body sorting pathway
Cellular component (GO): ESCRT III complex; multivesicular body
Source: RefSeq, a predicted model, not a curated record